Molecule: messenger RNA, 734 nt
Organism: Prorocentrum cordatum
Lineage: Eukaryota; Dinophyceae; Prorocentrales; Prorocentraceae
Source: the annotation of a GenBank genome assembly
AGGAGGUCCACAAGAACCUGACGGAGCUGACCCGCGAGCGCGACGAGGCGAAGGCCCGCGAGCAGGAGCUCCGCGCGCAGAAGGAGGCCGAGGAUGCCGCCAAGGCGGCCACCACGACGGCGGCACCCGGGGCGGCGGGGGAACAGGACCAGGCCAGCACGACUGCGGUGUCGCCCUCGGAGACUGGGGAGAUCCCCUACUUCGCCGAGUCCUUCGAGGCGCCCGGCGCACUGGAGGAGCGGUGGAUUGUCGCGGAGGGGGGCGGCGCCCGGGUGGUGGACGACCCCGAAGGUCGGCGCGGCAGGGUCCUGGCCUUCAGCUCCUGCACCUGGGGCGGGGACGUGUUCAGCCGGGAGACCUUCAGCUGCAGCAGCUCCAGCAAGUGCAGGAUAUCCUUCUGGGCCCGCGGCGCCCCCUGGCAGGGCUUCUCUGUCGUGGCCAGGCGCACGACGGAGCCCAGCGACGCGCACUCCUGGCUGGCCGUGCCCGGCUCGAACAAGGAGUUCGAGGAUCGCCUGUUGACCACGGACACCGCCACCGCUGGCGAGUGGGCCCUUUAUGAGUACGAAUUCCCCAGCAAGGACGAGUUCCAGAUGCUGGCCGCUCCGGGCGCGUCCUUCGAGAGCACCCCGGUGCACAUCAUGCUGCAGGCCCACGACUCCACCGGCCAGUGCUCUGACACGAUGGUCGACGACGUCAGGAUAUACAGAGGCGACUCCGUCAAGUUCAAGGAC